GCAAGGGGAUGGAAGAGAAAGCAGCAGAAUUGCCAGUUCUCUCUUUUUUUUUUGCACGGAUUCACUCCAAAAUAGUGCACGAAAGAGAAUAGCCGGAAUGCACGCGAAUCGUGCAGUGGAGCUCCUGGGUGCAGUUAACCCGUGCGGGGGCACGACUGCUCAACACACCCUCUGAAACUCACGCCUUUGCCCUUCUUUAGGACCUGAGAUGAGGAGACAGUGCGCAAGUCCGGAUACAUCUGCAGUAAAUAAAGCCUAAGAGAAAAAGAAAGACCCAGUCCACUUCAGGGUGCUGGUCCUGAGGAUCGGUACCAUGUCAUCAGAAGAAGUCAUUGCGAUCACCAUAGAAGACAAGACCUACAAUGUCAGCAAGAGUAAGCUCAUUGAGAAAAGCGACUAUUUCAGAGCCCUCUACAACUCGGGGAUGAAGGAAUCUGAGGAGGAUUCGGUCCAACUGCAAGGUUUGAGCGUCCAUGGGCUGGAGCUGGUCAUUGAAUUCAUCAACACCUCCAAAGUGCACAUUGAGAAUGAGACCUUGGAAGAUCUGGUCGAAACAGCUUCUUUCCUUCAGGUGACUUCCAUCUUGAAGCUGCUCCUCUCUGAGAUCAAGUUGGAAAAUUGCGUGGAGUUGUACAAACUCUCAGAGACCUAUGGUAUCAGUGAUCUGAUGAAUGCUGCUCUCAAAUUCAUGGUGUGGUACUACCAUCCCAUGCUCAGGAAACAAGAAUUCCGACAUCUGCCCAGCAACUUGCGCCAACAGAUCAAGGAGAUGCGCCUCAAAGGCACAGCUGUACUGGUGGCGGUUGGCGAUUUAUUUAGCACUUCUUUGGAUCUGGCUCCAGAUGAGCCAUGGUCAAUGCUGAGGUACGACGAGGUGAUACAAAGAUGGCUUCCCCUUGCCAACAGCCUCCCUCCGGACAUGGUGAAUGUAAGAGGUUAUGGUUCCACAGUCCUGGAUAACUACCUUUUCAUUGUUGGGGGAUACAGGAUGACGAGUCAGGAAAUUGCUGCUGCUCAUUGCUACAACGCCUGCAAAAAUGAGUGGGACCAGAUUGCACCAAUGAAUCAGAAAAGAUCAAAUUUUAAACUUCUGUCUGUAGGCAGCAAACUGUACGCAGUUGGUGGUCAAUCACUUUGCAAUGUGGAGUGCUACAAUCCUGAGAUGGACUGGUGGAAUUUUGUAGCCUCGAUGCCAUAUCCUCUUGUGGAGUUCUCAGCUUGUGAAUGCAAAGGGAUGAUUUACGUCAUGGGUGGAUAUACUACAAGAGACAGGAAUAUGAACAUACUGCAGUACUGCCCUACCUCUGAUACCUGGACGGUGUUUGAAUCUUGUGAGAUCCACAUUCGCAAACAGCAGAUGGUUUCCUUGGAAGAUACGAUUUACCUUGUGGGUGGCUGCAUCCAUGAAAAAGGUGGCAGUAGGAAGGGUAACCAAACUGAAGACAUGUUUAUAGUGCAGUCCUACAAUGUGACUACAAGGGAAUGGCUCUACCUCAAGGAAAACACAUCUAAAUCUGGACUAAAUUUAACUUGUACGUUGCACAAUGAUGGAAUAUACAUCAUAAGCAGAGAUAUUACAUUGUCAACCAGUCUCGAACACAGGGUAUUCCUGAAGUACAACAUAUUUGCAGACAGGUGGGAAGCAUUCCGGCGUUUUCCAGCAUUUGGACAAAACAUUUUGCUGUGCUCGCUGUAUUAUCCCAAUGUCAUUUAGAAACCAUUGCUUUGUGUGGAAAUGCAGUCAAGCUUAACUGCAGCAAGAUCCAUAAGUGAGAAUCACACAUAGAAAUGGACCAAAUGGAGCUAGACUACCAGAGAAUGAGUCUUAAAACUGGAGAAUGUCCUCGAAAUGUUUUGUUCUAUCCAUAAAACUAUAAAGGUUAAUACAACCAUUAAUUGCCUCCUACACAAUGAAAUAAUGGUAAAUCUGCAUUAAGAAGAAAUUGGGGAAUAAAGUCAUUGAAAAAAAGCUAAUAUUAGUCCAAAACAAACCAGGACAAAUGCACUAUAGUUAUAGAGAAGUAAUGAAUGAAGAGACUUGAGAGGCGAUCAAAUAGGGUAUCUGAGGCACAGGAGAAGGGGCUUGAGCCUCUGCUCUUGCAUAGCUAUUAAUGGAAUUCCUUUAUUUCUAAUAAAACGCAAUGGCGAUAUUAAUGAAUGAA
This is a messenger RNA of Callorhinchus milii (elephant shark), 2162 nucleotides long. It is a transcript of the gene klhl42, whose product is annotated as kelch-like family, member 42. The record is from RefSeq and is a predicted model, not a curated record. Gene Ontology annotation, molecular function: protein binding. Lineage: Eukaryota; Metazoa; Chordata; Chondrichthyes; Chimaeriformes; Callorhinchidae. The transcript is spliced from 3 exons. Bases 314 to 1714 code for a protein of 466 amino acids.